GGGAGCAGAACGAAAAGGGGAUCUGCAAAAAGGGGAUCUGCGAAAAGGGGAGCAACGAAAAGGGGAAACGCACAAAACGCAAUUUUUCUCACGCAGCGCACGUUGAUUUUUGAAAUUUUCUUCUAGAAGAUACGCUUAACAACACGCGACGCGUAACAUCGGAGCAUCGUUGUAUCGUUUUCUUCGAGAAAAAUAGCGUUUGGCACAGUGCCAGAUCCCCUUUUCGUUGCUCCCCUUUUCGUAUCUCCCCUUUUCGUAUCUCCCCUUUUCGCAGAUCCCCUUUUUGCAGAUCCCCUUUUCGUUCUGCUCCCCUUUUCGUGGAAAUAUCAUGGAAAAAACGUGCGAGGCUUGCGAAAAAAGUGUGCGGUGGUUGCGAAAUAGUCCCUGCCCCUACUCACGCGUGGCCACGUGGCACACGUAGCGAUUGAAAUAAACAAAUUAUAACUUAAAUUAGUUUGUGAAAUCGGUUUCUCUCCGACACACGCGUCACACAAAAAUGCGUAUUUUGCGUAUUUUGUUUUCAUUGGUAAUCUUCGGAUUAAUAGUUCAUGUAUUACCAACAACCACCACACCAAAUGUGCCUGUUUCCGCCGCUACGAACACUUCAAACGUGACCGCUCCUGCCGGCAAUUCGACAAAAAGUCCUAAUGCGACCGCUCCUGCCGGUAAUUCGACGAAAAAUGUAAACGUGACCGCUCUUUCCGCCAAUACGACGCAGCUUGCUCUUGUGAGCUCGGCGAGCCCUGAAACCUGCAAAAAUGGAAACGGCACACACUGCCCGUCACGCACGAUCAGUUUUCACAAGGACACGCCGAAGUACAUCGGAUGUGGCAUCCUGAUCGCCUUCGUCAUUUUCCACAUUUUUUUGUAUUUCUACCUCGAGGAUCAGAAGGCGAGGGAGCAGAAGAAGUAUUUUGAAGAGCUCAUCGCUGAGCAGAUGGCGGCUAGGAAGCGAGAAGAACAAGACGAAAAGCAGCACGAGGAUGAGGAGAUGCUGUGUCGUUUGCGAAUUGGUGUCUCUAAGGACCGGAAGCGAGAAGAACAAGACGAUCAGCAGCACGAGGAUGAGGCGCCGGAAGCGGUCGUCACUGUGGACAAGCCACGCGAUUGAAGUUCUUCUGAGCCCCCGACCGCCUCUCAACUUACUUUUGAUUUUCCCCCGUUUUUAGGUCCUUUAUUUUUCUAUGGAGCCCCAUUUCCCCUUUUCUAUGCUCAUCGUUCCCCACAAUUGUAUUAUUUAUGACCUCGUAUAGUCCCAUUCAUUUUUCAAACUCCCCGUCCGUAUUUAUUUCCCCACACAAUUUCACUUUUAUUACUUUUCUCUGACAAUAAUUUUUUUUGUCAAAUUUUGUUUCUCUUUCGACAUCAAGGAACUUUCAGUUGAAUGAUUUAGUGGAUUUAGUGAUUUAGUGGGUUACUGUAGCUCUUAAAGGCGCACUCAUUUUUUACUUCAGGUGUUAUAUUUUUUAAUUCAGGUGUUUCUAGGAAGUCUGUUUGCCAUCAUAUUUUAUCAGAUUUUUUUGGCCGAAAAAUUUGUUAGUCGAUGCACCAUGAGUUAUUCUCCUGAAUUUUCGUCGUUUUGAAGGUUUUUUCGAUGCACCAUGAGCUUCUCAGUGUUUCUAACAUAUUUUUUAUAUAUAUUUCUAAAGAGAUUUUUGUUGUACUAUCCAUUAUAUAAAGAUAAUGUUCAAACUA
Messenger RNA from Caenorhabditis elegans, 1695 nucleotides. It is a transcript of the gene enu-3.1, whose product is annotated as ENhancer of Uncoordination. The coding region runs from base 497 to 1111 and encodes 204 amino acids. The transcript has 3 exons. Lineage: Eukaryota; Metazoa; Nematoda; Chromadorea; Rhabditida; Rhabditidae. The record is from RefSeq and is marked reviewed.